AUGAGUUCACUGAAGAAACGUGAACCGAAUGUCGCAACCAACAACAGGGAAGCCGAAGAUCAAUUGAUCGUGACACCAUUAGGUGCCGGCAAUGAAGUUGGUCGUUCUUGCGUCUACAUGACCUACAAAGGCAAAACCGUUUUAUUCGAUUGCGGUAUUCAUCCAGCUUACUCCGGCAUGGCGGCGCUGCCGUAUUUCGACGAAAUUGAUCCUUCAACUGUCGACGUACUUCUCAUCACUCAUUUUCACUUGGAUCAUGCCGCUUCGCUGCCUUAUUUUCUCGAGAAAACUACGUUCAAAGGUCGGGUUUUUAUGACGUACGCGACGAAGGCAAUUUAUAAGCUUUUGUUGUCUGAUUAUGUUAAAGUCAGUAAAGUUUCUAUUGAAGAUAUGCUUUUUGAUGAACAGGAUAUUAAUCGGUCCAUGGAUAAAAUUGAGGUUAUUGAUUUCCAUCAAACGCUUGAAGUGAACGGUAUUAGAUUCUGGUGUUACACUGCAGGCCAUGUCCUUGGUGCUGCUAUGUUUAUGGUUGACAUUGCUGGUGUUCGAGUGCUGUAUACAGGAGACUAUUCACGUGAGGAAGAUCGACAUCUUCGAGCUGCAGAAACCCCACAGUUUUCCCCUGAUGUCUGCAUUAUAGAAUCAACCUAUGGUGUACAACACCAUCAGCCUCGGCACACACGAGAAAAGCGGUUCACUGAUGUUAUUCAUUCGACCAUUUCUCAAGGGGGUCGUGUGUUGAUUCCAGCUUUUGCUCUUGGUCGUGCGCAAGAGCUACUGUUGAUCCUUGAUGAGUAUUGGCAAAAUCAUCCGGAACUCCAGAAUAUACCUAUCUAUUAUGCUUCUCCUCUUGCCAAAAAAUGUUUGACUGUUUAUGAGACUUACACCCUCUCAAUGAAUGAUAGGAUUCAGAAUGCAAAGUCUAAUCCAUUUUCCUUUAAGCACAUAUCAGCAUUGAGCAGCAUUGAUGUUUUCAAAGACGUGGGACCGUCUGUGGUGAUGGCGAGCCCCGGUGGACUUCAGAGUGGGUUGUCACGGCAAUUAUUUGAUAUGUGGUGCUCUGACAAGAAAAACUCUUGUGUUAUACCUGGGUAUGUUGUUGAGGGGACACUAGCAAAAACUAUCAUUAAUGAACCUAAGGAGGUUACUCUCAUGAAUGGACUCUCUGCACCUCUCAACAUGCAGGUUCACUACAUUUCCUUUUCUGCCCAUGCUGACUCUGCUCAAACAAGUGCUUUCUUGGAAGAGCUCAACCCGCCUAACAUAAUUCUUGUUCAUGGGGAAGCUAAUGAGAUGGGGAGGCUCAAACAGAAACUCGUGACUCAGUUUUCUGAUCGUAACACUAAGAUCCUCACUCCCAAAAACUGUCAGUCUGUUGAAAUGUAUUUCAAUUCACAGAAAAUGGCAAAAACCAUUGGGAAGCUGGCUGAAAAAACACCACAGUUGGGUGAAACCGUCAGUGGUUUGCUAGUUAAAAAAGGCUUCACAUAUCAAAUAAUGGCACCCGAUGAUCUCCAUGUCUUCUCGCAGCUAUCAACGGCAAAUGUUACUCAGAGAAUUACCAUCCCUUAUCCAGGUGCCUUUAGUGUCAUACAACAUAGACUGAGACAAAUAUAUGAGAGUGUUGAGCCGUCAGUGGAUGAAGAAUCUGGUGUUCCAACGUUGCUAGUUCAUGAGCGUGUGACAGUGAAGCAUGAGUCUGAGAAGCAUGUCUCCUUGCAUUGGACAGCAGACCCCAUUAGUGAUAUGGUAUCAGAUUCAGUUGUUGCUCUAGUUUUAAAUAUUAACCGUGAUCUUCCAAAAAUAAUAGCUGAAUCAGAUGCUACAAAAAUUGAGGAAGCAAAUGAGAAGAAGAUAGAGAAGGUUAUGCAUGCCCUCCUCAAGUCACUCUUUGGAGAUGUGAAGGUUGGAGAAAAUGGGAAGUUGAUAAUUAACAUUGAUGGCAACGUGGCAGAACUCGACAAAGAAAGUGGUGAAGUUGAGAGUCAAAAUGAAGCCCUUAAAGAAAGAGUAAGAACAACGUUCAAGCGAAUUCAAAGUUCUGUCAAGCCGAUUCCUCUUUCACAAAUCCAAAGUUCUGUGAAGCUGGUUCCUCUUUCACCGCCAUAG
Lathyrus sativus (Indian pea) is the source of this 2109-nucleotide messenger RNA. Lineage: Eukaryota; Viridiplantae; Streptophyta; Magnoliopsida; Fabales; Fabaceae. The record is from the annotation of a GenBank genome assembly.